This is a messenger RNA of Mauremys reevesii (Reeves's turtle), 2110 nucleotides long. RefSeq names its product phosphatidylinositol specific phospholipase C X domain containing 2 (gene PLCXD2). The coding region runs from base 393 to 1343 and encodes 316 amino acids. Lineage: Eukaryota; Metazoa; Chordata; Testudines; Geoemydidae. Gene Ontology annotation, biological process: lipid metabolic process. Gene Ontology annotation, molecular function: phosphoric diester hydrolase activity. The transcript is spliced from 4 exons. The record is from RefSeq and is a predicted model, not a curated record.
CCGGCGGGCCCUGGGCAGAGCCAGAGGAUGUUUGCCAAGGGGGCCGGGCGCUGGCAGCGGGCCCAGCGGCUUUAUACCUCGCCGCGGCCGGCGAGCAGCCGCGCACCUGUUACCUAAGCCGGGAGCGGGCCCCUGUGCGGUGCGAUCCCGCUGCCGGCGGGGCGGCGCGGGCAGGGCAUGUCCGCCGGGGCUGGGGGCGCGGUGCGAAGCUGCGCGCAGCCCAGGCGGCUGAGGGGACUGGUGCCCAGGCGGCGGCAGGAGCCGGAGGCGGCCCCGGGAGAGGCGCAGGGUGGGCGGCCCCGGGGGAGCCGGUGGCUGCUGGCAGCAGGCGAGCCCCGCGGUAGCCGCCCGCCCUUCCCGCGAGCAGGCGGCCCCGGCCAGGCGGCGGGAGGAUGGCCGCGGGCAGCAACGCGGACUGGAUGGGCUCCCUCGCCCCCGCCCUCAGCGCCUUCCCGCUGGCCCAUCUGGCCAUCCCAGGAUCACAUGAUUCUUUCAGCUACUGGGUUGAUGAGAAAUCUCCUGUGGGACCUGAUCAAGCCACAGCAAUCAAACGUUUGGCUAAAAUUUCUUUGGUGAAAAAGCUGAUGAAGAAAUGGUCAGUGACUCAAAACCUGACCUUCAAAGAGCAGCUGGAAGGUGGGAUCCGCUACUUUGAUCUGCGCGUAUCUUCCAAACCGGGAGAAGUGGGACAGGAAAUCUACUUCAUACAUGGUUUGUUUGGCAUCAAAGUAUGGGAUGGACUGAUGGAGAUAAACACCUUCCUCACAGAGCACCCCAAAGAAGCUAUCUUCUUGGAUUUCAAUCACUUCUAUGCCAUGGAAGACGAGCACCACAUAUACCUGAUUAACAGGAUCCGGGAAGCAUUUGGAUCAAAACUUUGCACAAUGGAAUAUGUAGAAAAUGUGACCUUGCGAUAUCUUUGGGAGAAGAGUCAGCAGGUUCUCAUUUUCUACCACUACCCUCUGUAUCAGGAAUAUCCCUUCCUGUGGCCAGGGAAUAAAAUGCCAGCACCUUGGGCAAACACAACGAACGUGCACAAGCUAUUACAGUUCUUAGAGACCACACUUGGGGAGCGGGCUCAACAUGGAACUUUUCAUGUUUCUCAAGCUAUUCUCACACCCAGGGUCAAAACUAUUGCACGGCACCUAAUCCGUGGCCUAAAAAAUACGCUUGUUCACAGGAACCUGCCUAUGAUUUUGAACUGGGUAAAGACACAGAAGCCAGGCAUUAUGGGUGUUAACAUAAUUACAUCAGACUUUGUGGAGCUGGUUGACUUUGCUGCCACGGUUAUUGCAUUAAACGACCUCCUUUUAGAAGGGCACCAAGCUGUGACUAAAUCCUGACUGUUCUGUCUCUCACUCUAAGAUCAGCGCUCAUCCACUGACAGAUGAGGAUUUGGAGUCUUUCAUCCAUGUCAACAGCUUUCAAUGUAAAUCUCAAUUUAGGUGUUUUGGGUUUUGUUUUUUAACAAACAAAAACCUAGUUUCUGAGAAAAACGUGCUGAAAAUCAUUCACAUCAGGAUUUAUCGCUGCAUGGAUCUGACCAGAACACUAAGCAGUGUCUGAGUGCUGCUGACUCUGUUAUGCACACAUCUGCUGCAGUACAGCAAGCUGUUGUCUGCCUGCCAAUAGGAGGCCGACACUACAACAGAUGUAACCAAUUGGCAGCAGUGUUUCCCCUGGCAACUAGACUCCCUGUGGGUGUGCAUCCUGUGUGUUAUUGAACCCCAGUGUCAGGCUAAGAAUUGGUGUUGAUCCUCAGGAGCAGUUCUGCCAAACCAGCCAAAAGAGAUCCUCUAUCUGGCUACAUAAGUCAGAGCUGUGCUGGUCUCUGCUAGCAGUUGCUAUUGUAUCUCUUAUGUUGUACUGGAAGCUACCUCUGACUUUCUUAAAAAAAACCAGCAUCCCCAUUGUUCAGAGGGAAGCUUUUAUACUGUGUGCAGUGGUUUAAAUAGAGAUGGGCCCGAGGUGUGGAGGUUGGAUCUAAACUUAUAACUCUCAGGGGCUUUUGACUCCAAGGUUUUGUUUUUGGUCUAUCUCUUAUUUUAAGGGACUUCCAUUAAAGCAGGAUGCACAUGCACUUUACUUAAGUUGGGUGAGGGGGUGAAAA